AUGGCUCCCAUCCCGGAGGCCUAUUUCCCGUCCCUGGACAAGUGCUUCUCCGGGGACGUCCAGCUUCUAUCUUGGAGAAGAGCGUUCAUCUAUACCUGCGACCCUGACAAUGAUGUCGACGAUACAGGCAGCUUCCAUGCGUUCCUUUCGCAUCCAGAGAGCACUCGCCUGCUUUCAAAUAGCUUGAAUCCGUUCUCGUCGCCUUCGGCAAAGACAAAGGCCGAUUUCGAGUCCAAGACAGCGGCAAUCCAUGCAGAGACAACUGCCCAAGUUUCUUACGAUCUGAAAGAAAUCAAAGCGGAUACCCUGUGGUUGAGUCAAAAGGCUGGGAUCGACGAGAUAACCGCUCUUCGGAUCACGGUUCUGGAAUGGCAGGAUCGUCCUGCUGCGCGCUUGCUAGCUAGAUUUACUGAGGAGGAAUCAACUAGCCUACAGAGUGCCGCUGGGAUCGACAAUUUACGUGCGUCGCUUGCAGGGCCUGCGUUGAGUGAAGUUCUGCGACAGAAGGCUGGUGACGACUCCGAUUUCUUGUCCGAGGAAAAUAGACGACUUAGAUUGCGCAACCUUUAUCUAUCUGAGAGAAGCCAUCUGUUGAAGACAGCACGCAAACUGCUCGCAUUGUCCCUCCACAACAGCUCUCAGAAUGAUACUGCUCCUCCCGCUUCUCAUGUCAGUGAUCGCACCGAAUCCUUGCGCAAGCUAAGUGCAGCCGUCUUUCAAGAGAAAUCUGCAGGCAGCGAAUGGCGGUCCUUUGUGGAAGCCUGCAUCAAGGCCAUCAAAGAUCGACUUUCCGCAUUAGAAGGAGAUGGGGGCUGGUUGGGUGUCGCUGAGAGCAACGAAGCAGUAGAGAACAUGUGGAGGACGGUCCUUAUUGAAGAGGUCCUGCACGUCACACAAAUGCUCUUCCUCCAACUUCAGGCAUCGGCCGAGAUUCCCACUGCUGAACUAUUGGUAUCUUGGCUCCGUGUCAUGGGUGAUUACAGUUUCCUGGAAUCAGUCCAAGUACCUUGCCAAAACCCCUUGGAGAUACUCUUACCGCUACAGGCUUUCGUCGCUCUGACAACCCUUGCGUUCAUGAAGCUACCACUGGCCAUGCCCUCGAUCAUCAACAAAUCAACACCACCUUCCCAGUCGCCAUAUUUUCUUUCCAAGGGCGAAAUCGGCCAGUUGAACGAAAUAUUUGUAACCGUCGGGCUUGAAUCUAAAACUGCAAAUCCCGCAGCAUUCUCGUGGGGUCUACUUCUACAUACAUUGAGAGAGCUGGCACUUAGCGACAAAGAGACUCGGGAGCUGGAACAGUUCCACAGCGCGGUGGAUUCCUUUCAAUCAAAUACCCCCCACUCAAAUUCAGGCCGAGCUUCAGAGCUCUCCUUGUACGAGGAGUUGCUUGAAUGCGCACGGUCUCCCACUUGCACAGCUGAGGACUCGAUCGCCCUUUUGACUUCGGAUGCUAUGAAGGACAUGAUGUUCGAAGUGAUAGUCGCUUUGGCCACCAACGUUGGUUCAACAUCAGCCGUCGACGACAUCCUUACAGAACGGUGGACACGAGUGGUACUUCUGGAUCUCAUUCGCGUCGUGAGGAUUUACGUGGAGUAUACCCCCGAGAUCGUUGGCUCUGUCUUGGCGAUUCUCAAUGGGCCUCCCACAAAAUCACUUUGUUCUUCACAGUCUCUCUCUGCCGCUACCGACCCGCGAUGGAUUUUCAUGAACGAUGAUUUCCUAAUGGACAAAUUUUUCCGUCUCGCACGCUCACGGUUUCCAUACGAAACGGUGCCAUUCUUGAAGCUCUGCCGAGCGCUCAUUAGCAAAGACAUGGUGAACGAGGAGGGCAUUCCACAAAUCCUCAGCGAGAUGGAGAAUAUGGACACCUUCACACAGAUAGUGCCAUUCGAAUUUCAGGGAUAUGAAACAAUCCGUGAAGAUGAAAAUGCCAAUCUUGUCACCCUCACACAGCCCCUGGCGAUCUUCGAGUCGUCGACGGCGAGGCAAAUUAUGGACCACGAAUCAAGCAAUGCUCUGGUUGUCACAAGCUCAUCACAUGUACCUUCAUCAACUUUAGGACAAGUGAUAUCCGAAGCGAAGCCAGCAGUGAUUAUGUGGUAUCAUGAAUAUUCCUGCCUGAGUUAUCUCGGGAGUUACUUAGAAGAAUGGAAUGAAAACGGUGGGUACUCAUCCGGCGUGGAAGAAGACAACGUUGCGGAGAUUAUAGGUCUUGUGGCGGACCUACUUGUUGCCGCAUGGGUUCAGCCAACGCCAAAUGAGGCAGGCUCUGGCGCCAAACGUAUUUUGGAGGUUGCAAGCGAUGGAUUGGCUCGCGAAAGCGAUAUUAUAUCGUUGAUCUUCGAUAUAUUCGAGCGCAGUCUGCACAAUAUCGGUCCGAGGGCUGGAUUUGACAGCAAAGUAGAGUCGGUCAUCGCCUGCUUACGCUUCAUUCGUGCACUUACACUGGUUUUACCUGGAAGGGUAUGGCCUCUGCUUGCUCGGAGCAGUCUACUCGGGUCAGACGGCAAGGGCGGCGUCAUGACCGCAAUCGUUUCCGCGACUGAAGUGACAUCGGGAGAUUAUCCAUUCCUGCUUGAGUGUGUCAAAUUAUUCCAGGCUGUCGUGGACGACGCAGCAUCGCGCGCGAUGGUGAGGAAAUGCCCGAACAACUUGUCUGGAAAAAUGACGGCUGCCUCUGAAUGGACCUCUGGCGUACCAACUCAUAUCAUGAGAGGUAUCUUAUUGAAUUUUGUGCGGACAAUGGUAGAGGUGUUCAACAGCAACAUCGACUGGCGUUUCAACGCCCCGGAACAAAGGCUCGAGAUCAAUGCCACUCUUGCUAAGACCUUCGAAAGGAUCAUCUAUUAUACCUAUGGGACGAACGAUUCUACCAAACUGGAUUCGAAGGUUACUGGCGUUUUCUCCUCAUCCGCAACAUAUCUUCUGGAUGUGCUACGACCACAGUCCAAGGCAGACCUGCCUUUCAGUCCAAUCCUUCGGUUGAUCGUUGACGGCCUUCAGACGCCGGCUACUUUACAUCUUCGCUACCUCGUGUUGAUGGAGAAGCAGGUGAGAUCGACAUUGGAGUUAACAACCAGACUAUUGGAGGCCGCCCGGUAUCUGGAGCAACCAACCUCGCUACUAGAGGACCAACUAUUCAAGGCCACUCCCGUUCUCGUCAAACUAUAUUCGUUGCUCGAUGCCUACCGCUUACCCGUCAUCUUACUUCUUGAGAUCCUAAUCUCCGGUGCAGCUCUCGACUCCGCGAAUGAACCCCCGUCCUUGGUCGGACACCUUGGAGCGGAGUCCUCCUGCCUCUUCCUCGACGUUCUGUCACAGUUCGACAAACCGUUGAGUGAUCAGAAAUUACACUUAGCGGUAUGGCACUUCCUAUCCACAAUCGUCAGUAAGCGUCAGCAGUGGCUCGCGGUGUAUAUCCUCACUGGAUCGUCUGCCCGGCAGACAAUGAAGAAAACAGAGGCUAGGGGCGGGCCUACCAUGAGGGGAACGCCCUUUCUCCAAAUCGCCCUUGGAAUGCUUUCGAACAUUGAACAAAUGGAUCUUCGCGCAGCACUUUCCUUGCUGGAGUUUGUUUCGUGUGCUCAGGAGAAUUGGCCCUGGGCCACACCAGAGCUGCGAAAAACCCCUCAGUUUUUUAACAGCCUUGUCAACUAUGUCUCGAAAUUGAAAAUUCCAUCAUUACCGGUUCAGGAUCAGAUCUUCGCUACGCGAAUUGCCGCUGUCGUUGCUGACCUUUGUGCUGUCUACCUUCACUCGGCCAAGGAUAUGCAGGAUCGGACUUUUUACAAGACAUUGAUUCCGCUUGUGUUUUGGUACUCGAAAGACGCAGUCGAUGUCUCUGCUUAUAAUACAUCAUUACACGCCAAUUUGAAGAGGAAUUUCGAGAUGAGAUAUUCUGGCUGCAAGCUCGCCGAUUUCAGGAGGACAUCUCUGCAGCCUCGCUCUUUGGGCCGUGACUACUAUUACGACAUUCAAUUAGGAGACAAGCUUCUUUCUUAUGACUUCGCUUGGUCAGGGACUAAGAAUCAAGGAUUUGCCGAGGAAUUCGAACGAGCCAACAUCAAUCUGUCAUUGGUCGAGGCACAGGUGAGCCUCCUCCAUAGCUGGAAGUUCUUCGCGACGGAGCAUUGUACGGACUUCAUGGCGGACCGUGAAGUUCAAAAAUCGAUGGCUUCGGUCGUGCAGAGCUGUCUCGAAGCCAACAUCAAGGGAGUUCCGCAAGAAGCAAUAUUCGAGAAGAUCCAGCAAACAAGGGUAGAAUUUGCACAGGCUUUACUUCAGCGGCUGGUAGAGGCUGGAGCAAAGGGUGCUGAAGUCUUCGGCUUGCUGAGAGUCGUUUGGGAUGCUUUGCGCACUCGCCGCGCAACUUAUGAAGAAGCCUUGGUGAACGACGACGCAGAAUACUAUCGCUCAGUUCUGAAUGUACUCUUCCUUGCGCUGCAGUUCCACCUCGACAGCAGCUCCCGGACGGCGCUUGAAGCAUCGAGCAGGAAAGCAGAGAUCUCGUCCGAUCUGACGUUAGUGAUUGAGAUUGUGAAGACCGUCGUUGCGCACGGUUUCCGGUCGUUGACUACUUAUCUUCAUGACCAACCGGACAAGUGUGAGCCGAAGGAUUUCGCUCUACUGACCGCUAUCCUGCAGACUUCGCUUCAAAUCAAGAAUGCGGAUCGCUUAUACGAGCACAUUGUGUACCACAUUGAAGAUAACGACACGGCUAGGCACGCCAUGUCACUGUUCUCAUGGGCGGAUCAACUAGCGGUGUCUGGGGAUCCCGUGUACGGAGAGCUCAGUAUUCUGUUCCUUGUCAAGCUGUCAACACUGCCGAUGCUAGCGGAACAUUUGGCAGUCGAAGCGGUCUUGACGAGGCUUUCCACCUGCCGGUUGACUAAUGUCUUGCAACAACCCCGAGGCUUUGGACCUUUUGACGCCGUACCCAGAUUGUACACCAUCUGGACAGCGGGAUUCCUUCCACUGUGCUUGAAUCUCCUGUACCACGUCCUCCGCACCGCGCCCGAAGUGGCUGCAUUCCUAAACCAAUUUGAAGGGCAUCUUAAGCGGGCGUCCGAAUCUUUCGUUGCGGACCGCUCAGGCUCUCCAUCACGACGCAUCUGUUUGAGCAUGGCAUCCGAAGCAUACUCGCUUGCGCUCAUUUCCUUCAUCUUGAACCGCUUCCGAGAAGCCGGUCCCAGUGCCGGGGUAGAUGCACAGUCUAUCCAGGACCUCAAGUGGGACAAGACGCAGGUUAAGGAAGAUAUUGAGGAAUUGCUAGAGCGUCGGCAGAGUCUUCGCGCGCGAAUUGUCGCUACGAGCGAAAAAGAAGUGGAGCUGGCACGACAGAAGCCGGUGAACUCUGCCUCGAGCGCAGAGAACCGUCUGGAGGAGAAAAUUGUGAAUGAACUCCAGGCAGCCCUGGUCUGCCUUGGAGGAGAGGAGGCAUAA
Messenger RNA from Aspergillus fischeri NRRL 181, 5442 nucleotides. RefSeq names its product nucleoporin. Gene Ontology annotation, molecular function: structural constituent of nuclear pore. Gene Ontology annotation, biological process: protein import into nucleus; RNA export from nucleus. NCBI's taxonomy places the organism in Eukaryota, Fungi, Ascomycota, Eurotiomycetes, Eurotiales, Aspergillaceae. Bases 1 to 5442 code for a protein of 1813 amino acids. Gene Ontology annotation, cellular component: nuclear pore inner ring. The record is from RefSeq and is a predicted model, not a curated record. The transcript is spliced from 4 exons.